Phragmites australis (common reed) is the source of this 1950-nucleotide messenger RNA. Its product is annotated as tonoplast dicarboxylate transporter-like. Lineage: Eukaryota; Viridiplantae; Streptophyta; Magnoliopsida; Poales; Poaceae. Gene Ontology annotation, biological process: monoatomic anion transmembrane transport. The transcript is spliced from 6 exons. Gene Ontology annotation, cellular component: membrane. Gene Ontology annotation, molecular function: transmembrane transporter activity. The coding region runs from base 168 to 1778 and encodes 536 amino acids. The record is from RefSeq and is a predicted model, not a curated record.
CCAUCGGCAUGCCAAUUUCUCGUUUGUUUCACGCAGGAAAAUUCUGAUAAUAUCUCCGUCCAUUUUAAGCUUGGAGCAGCUAUAAAACCAGCCGAGACGAGCUAGACGACGCCACCACGCCUCAAACCGAGCUCUGAUCGAUCCACAGCCGGCCGGUCGUCAUAGCGAUGGACAAGCACGGUAGCUUCGGCAAGGGCUCGUCGGAGGACGUGGAGGCGCCGCUUCUGCGCGGCGGGGCGAAGGAGCGGCCGGCGGCGUCAGCGCGGGUGCACGCGCUGCUCACGCACAGGUACCCGGCCGUGGCGUCCGGGCCGGUGGCGUGCGCGGCCGUGUGCGCGCUCGUGGACCUCGGCGGGCACCGUGAGGCGCGCAACAUGCUCGGCGUUCUCGCGUGGGUGUUCCUCUGGUGGGUCACUGGCGCCGUGCCCCUCGCUGUCGCGUCCAUGGCGCCACUGUUCCUCUUCCCGCUCUUCGGCGUCUCCUCCGCUGGCGCCGUCGCCAAGGCGUACAUGGACGACGUCAUCUCGCUUGUCCUCGGCAGCUUCAUCCUCGCGCUCGCCAUCGAGCACUACCAAAUCCACCGCCGCCUGGCUCUCAAUAUCACGUCGCUAUUCUGCGGGGACCCGGUGCGGCCGCCGCUGCUGCUGCUGGGCAUCACCGGCACGACCUUUUUCGUCAGCAUGUGGAUCCACAACACGCCGUGCACGGUCAUGAUGAUGCCAGUGGCGAUGGGGAUCCUGCAGAGGUUCCCGCGGGGCGGCGACGCCGGGGCUCCCGGAAGCCAGGAGGAGGUGCAGCGGUUCUCCAAGGCGGUGGUGCUCGGCGUGGUGUACGCGUCGGCCAUCGGCGGGAUGGCGACACUGACGGGCACCGGCGUGAACAUCAUCCUGGUUGGGAUGUGGUCGUCCUACUUCCCGGAGCAGGAGCCCAUCACCUUCAGCUCCUGGAUGUCCUUCGGGCUCCCCAUGGCGCUGAUCAUCUUCUUGGCGCUCUGGGUCACCCUUUGCCUCAUGUACUGCUCCAAGAACACCGGCAAGGCACUCUCUGCUUACCUGGACAGAAGCCAUCUGAAAAGAGAGCUCGGCUUGUUAGGUCCCGUGGCUUUUGCAGAGAAGAUGGUCUUGGCUGUGUUUGGGGGUCUGAUUGUGCUAUGGAUGACCAGAAGCCUUACAGAUGACAUACCUGGGUGGGGAGUUCUCUUCCACAACAAUGUUGGAGAUGGAACAGUCACCAUCAUGAUGGCUACACUGCUGUUCAUUAUCCCAAGCCGGAAGAACGAUGGCGAGAAACUGAUGGACUGGAACAAGUGCAGCAAGAUCCAGUGGGACAUCCUCCUCCUCCUCGGGGCAGGCUUUGCCAUUGCGGAGGGCUUCAAGUCUAGCGGCUUGACCGACAUCCUUUCCGAUGGGCUCAUAUUCCUGAAGGGUGCACCGACCGUGGUCACUGUUCCUGUGGCCUGCAUUGUCAGUGGGAUCAUCACGGAGUUCACAUCUGACGAUUCGACUACGACACUGGUGCUGCCUCUGUUUGCAGAAUUGGCGAAGUCCAUCGAUGUGAACCCGGCGUUGCUUAUGGUUUCUGGAGCAAUUGGGGCUCAGCUGUCAUACUUGUUGCCUACCGGAUCACCGUCAAACGUCGUCGGGUACAGUGCUGGUCACAUUACCAUCAAGGAUUUUGUGACCACCGGGCUGCCCCUGAAGGUGGUCGCAAUCGCUGCUCUGACAAUCUUGCUGCCAAGCUUAGGAUCACAGAUUUUUGGCAUUGACAGCAGGUCAUAGGAGUGCAACUUACUCCGAUAGUAUAUUUGCACAGUACUUUCGUUAUGUCAUGUCUGUGGCUCUGUUCCCUAGUUGAGGGUGGGUAAUACUCUUUUAUUUCUCCAAGAGUAAGCAUAGAGAUGUGUAUGCAGUCGUUCUAUGUGAAUAUAGUUGAAAUGCACCAAUUUGAUCA